GUUUUACAGCAGAUAAACAAAGCUGCAUGAGCGUCUGGUAGGAGUAAACUAGCCUCUACCGAAGGAGUCGCAUUAAGGUGUGACUAUGGGGAAGUCUUUCUCCCACCUCACACAUCAAACGGGCCAGGAUGAUGGUCUUGACAGCCUGACAUCUCCUCUAGAGGACUCCCAGUCUGAAGAUGGCAAGACUGAGGAUGUCUCUCAGUUUCCCUAUGUGGAGUUUACAGGACGGGACAGUGUGACAUGUCCCACAUGUCAGGGCACUGGGAGGAUCCCCAGAGGACAGGAGAAUCAACUUGUGGCAUUGAUUCCUUACAGUGACCAAAGGUUGCGACCCAGGAGAACGAAGUUGUAUGUUACGGCAUCAGUGGCGGUGUGUCUGUUACUCUCCACUCUGGCGGUCUUCUUCCUCUUCCCCCGCUCCAUCGACGUGUCCUAUGUUGGAGUGAAGUCUGUUUAUGUCAGCUAUGACCAGGAGAGGCACAGCGUCUACCUGAACAUAACGAACACUCUAAACAUCACCAACAACAACUACUACUCUGUGGUGGUGGCCAACAUCACAGCUCAGGUGCAGUUUGCAAAGACGGUGAUCGGUAAAUCUCGCAUCAGUAACAUCACUGCCAUCAGUCCUCUGGACAUGAAACAGAUCGAUUAUAUGGUUCCCACCCUCAUUGCAGAUGAGAUGAGCUACAUGUACGACUACUGCACUCUGCAAACCAUUAAGGUUCACAACAUUGGUGUCAUGAUGCAAGUCACUGUUACUACAACAUACUUCGGUCACUCCGAGCAGGUGUCUCAGGAGAUGUACCAGUAUGUGGACUGUGGAGGGAACACCACCUCUGUCAGGGGGACCACCCAGACAUUCAGCGUCCCACACACUGCUGAGUAAACCCCCUCCCCACUGAAGGCUAGCCUUAUAGUAUACUGUUUCUUCCUUCUGCAGCACCUAACACACUAGUGUUGUCACAAUAUCAUCACACUAGGUAAAGGCCCAUUUCAGAAAAAGUCUCUCCCACACUUUUCUGCUGUUUGCACAUAGGUUUUUCUUAACUUUGCAGCAAAUUAAGUCAAAGUUUGUAUAUUUGUAUGGUGUUACCGGAUACACUGGCUCAGCAAGUAAUUUAGAAAUGAAAACGAACAUCAUCUCUCCAUGCCUUUGUUCACCAAGAUGUCAUCUUCACUUACCUUAAACACACUUUAUGUAUCUAGUGAAAUGCUAGAUGCAUCUUUAAUCAAGACAAAAACUCUUAAAUAUAACAUCAACUCAGUCUGUGUCUUAUGCUGACAUUUGGAGGGUGAAAACGGUCUUUGAUAUCUCAUGAUGCAAUUCUAAUUGAUAAGGUUUGCCAUGUUAAGGGGCAUAAUUGAACAUUUGUUGACAUUUUCCUAGCGGCAUGUUAUUGUGACAACACUGCUAUUAAUACAUUUCAUGUGUUUCUUUGUGUGAUACAGCAGUUUUGUUCUUAAAUAAGGGGAAGAAUCAAAAAGGGGCUUCGGUAGAAGAUGAAUAAUAAUCGUUGAAAACUUGACUGAUAUAUUUCACCACUCAUCAAACCAUAAUGCACUUUAUAUGUCUAUUUGAGAUGCACAGUAUAUUCAUGGUCCAAGUUCUCUGAUUUAUAUGAUAAAGAAAAAGCAGGUACUAUUGAGUUUAUGCAGAGCAAAUAGAGUCAGAUAUCUGAAGAGUUUGAUUUUGAUAGCAGAGAUUGACUCACCUCUUUGCCAGAAUCAGAUGGAAACCAAAUUUAAAUCAUGUUGUGGUUGCUCUUUUUGUUCAUUUGGCAUAACUGAACCAUACAUCAUGUCAAUAUCUGUGGAUCUUCUCUCCUUUGAAAUAUAGGUUCUGUUAAUUUGUGUUACUUUUGGUUUAAAAACUUUAAGAUUGUUCACAAGCCUUUGUUCUUGUUGUGUUGAAUUUGUACAAUCUGCUGAUUUACCUGUUGGAGUGUUUAGUUGUUGAGUUUUCCCUUCCACGGUGUAUAUAUUAGAGUGUUUGUUACCAUUGAUUUGUUAUGAACACAAACUUUCAUUCCAUUUUUAAUGCUCAAAGUGGAAAAUCAGAAUGCAGGAGGUUUCUGUUCUAAUGUGUUACAUUGGUCUGCCUUAUUCUUUUUCCUUCUCAUCCAGAAUCAGAUGCUGAUGUUUACUAUGUAAAAAAGGCCUAGUU
This is a messenger RNA of Sphaeramia orbicularis (orbiculate cardinalfish), 2167 nucleotides long. It is a transcript of the gene tmem106bb, whose product is annotated as transmembrane protein 106Bb. The coding region runs from base 86 to 889 and encodes 267 amino acids. The transcript has 8 exons. Lineage: Eukaryota; Metazoa; Chordata; Actinopteri; Kurtiformes; Apogonidae. The record is from RefSeq and is a predicted model, not a curated record.